Molecule: messenger RNA, 933 nt
Organism: Ceraceosorus bombacis
Lineage: Eukaryota; Fungi; Basidiomycota; Exobasidiomycetes; Ceraceosorales; Ceraceosoraceae
Source: the annotation of a GenBank genome assembly
AUGUCCGCUCUUCGCCACAGCGCACAUCAAGUGCUGAGCAGCGCAGCAUCCACCAGUCGACUCAGUCCAAGUAUCAUUCCGCCUCUGCGCUCUCAACGAAUUCCCUCUCCUUUCGCACCCAUCUCAUCCAUCUCCGCUUUCAGCACAAGCCGUCUGAUUCGAGCCGCAAAGGAUGACGCGAGUGGCGCGACGCCAGCAGAGGAAUCUGCAGAGACGAAAGAGGCAGCUUUUGGUAAAGGAUUGGGACUGAAAGAGACUGGAGAGGCGCAGAGUACGGGUAAAGGAUCGGCUGCUGGAAAAUCAGAGGCGGAGACCAAGUUGGCGGAAAGGGAGGCAAAGAUCAAGGAGCUGACUGUGAGUUGUCCAACAUCCCUCUGGAGGAUGUGGGAGCAUAGCACGCACACUUUCUCUCCGCUCGUCACUGCAUGCGCUGACGUACGUGCCUCCAUCUGCCACUUUUUUUUUACCACAUAGGAUCAAUUGCUGUAUGGUAAAGCGGACAUGCAGAAUCUGCAAAGAAGAUCGGCCGAAGAAAAGGCUCAAGCAUCAGACUUCGCCAUUAGCAAGUUUGCGCGGGAUCUGACUGCAUCGCUCGACGUCUUGGCUCUUGCCUUGCGGUCCGUGCCCGAAGCGUUGCGUCAAGCGCCAUCGGAAGUCAAGGACGCUCAAGAUCCUCGCAAAGCUCUAGCUGAGCUUUACAGCGGUGUAGAGUUGACUUCCAAGAGCAUCACCGAUAUGCUCGGUAGGCAUGGUGUGACCGUCUUUGAUCCUACGGGCGAAAAGUUCGAUCCGGCUUUGCACGAGGCCAUGUACCAGGCUCCCGUGCCCGGCAAGACACCCGGCACGGUUCUGGAAUGCUCAAAGGUGGGAUUCAAGAUCAAAGGAAGGGUACUCAGACCUGCGCAGGUCGGUGUUGUUCAGGAGACCAGCUAG